Talaromyces atroroseus is the source of this 1560-nucleotide messenger RNA. RefSeq lists its product as hypothetical. The coding region runs from base 1 to 1560 and encodes 519 amino acids. NCBI's taxonomy places the organism in Eukaryota, Fungi, Ascomycota, Eurotiomycetes, Eurotiales, Trichocomaceae. The record is from RefSeq and is a predicted model, not a curated record. The transcript has 2 exons.
AUGGCUUCGUCGCGCGAGGGAGCAAACCCAUUACGUCCAUACUACGUUCCUCCCAUCGGACUCUCUCCCACCGACAGCGUCAACGCUUCGUCUGCCGCGCACAUUGUCUCUCAUGCAUCGUCAAGAACGACCAUAGGCGGCUCGGCAAGAGAUCUGCUGUCGGACUUGGAUUAUAGCGACUAUUUGGAUGCGUCGCCAUCAGUGUCGGACGGACUCAGGGAUCUUGUCGACCGAGCAGUAUGGAAAUACUCGAGCACGCUAUUAGCGCAGCCCUUCGAUGUCGCAAAGACCCUCCUUCAGAUAUACGUUGCACCAAGUGACGAGGAAUUCCAGGAUGUGGGCAGUGCUCAACGAAGGCAGGGCCAGCGCUUUCAGGACGACUCUUCGGACCAGGAUUCACAGUCGUCUGAUGAUGAGAGCACUUACUUCACCAGCACGGCUCCGACUACACCUUCGCCUUCUAUCCCGCGAUCUCGUAAAUCCCGUUCUCAGAUAACCGACCGAGCUGGAUAUAUUCAAUCGCCUGCGGUUUCUAAGCACCGCCUGCAGAUCAGGAAUCCGGCCUCGUUGAUGGAAGUAAUCUCACGGCUAUGGUCAACAAGUGGGCCUACAUCAGUUUGGAAAGCAACAAACGCAACCUUUAUGUACUCGCUGCUUCUGCCGACACUCAACACCUUUAUCCGAAGUCUUUUAUCCGCCAUCAUCGGUCUGCCCGAAAUGGGCAGCGCAUCAUCAAUCACCGAAGACAUCUUGACAGUGUCUUCUCCAAGUGCUACAUUAAUUAUAACCUUCAUCGCCUCUGCACUGUCAUCCAUUAUUCUAGCGCCUCUUGACACCGCACGCACUUUUCUCAUCGCCACCCCUCUCACACACGGCCCUCGCUCGCUUCUUCGAGCGCUACGGCUUCUCCCGACUUCAAAUUAUACCAUCCCCGUCCACCUCGUCCCGAUCACGAUCCUGCAUUCAAGUUUGCCGAAUUUGCUUUCUAUGAGCGCUCCUCUAUUCCUCAAAAACUACUUUUCAAUCGAUCCCGUUCUCAAUCCUUCCGCCUGGAGCUUGUUCAGCUUCGUAUCAACCGGUCUAGACCUUGCUGUGCGGUUCCCCUUAGAGACUGUCCUGCGGCGAGCGCAGAUUGCCACUUUCACAUCACCAGCUCUGCGUCAACGUAGUAGUAGCGUGGCGUCGGGCAAGCCGCCAAAGAGAGACAACACAGAAACAAGCACCGAAAUCGAAACAAUCGUACCAACUCCAAGGACGUACCGCGGCAUUGUCGGCACGAUGUGGAGCAUUGUGUAUGAGGAAGGUGUCUCUCCCGAAGGAGGCGAGGAAGACGCCGAACUCUCCCGACUGGUAGGCAGGCAGCAGCACCAGCGACGGCGCCGGCGACCGGGCCAGGGCAUCCAGGGACUUUAUCGUGGCUGGAGAAUGGGAAUGUGGGGAUUGGCAGGGAUAUGGGGAGCAGGCUUCCUAGGCGCUGUGGUGGGCAACGGUGAAGAGGAAAUAGUGACAUCCACCCCUGGCUUUGCGUAUCGCAAGGGGGGUGCAGCUCGGGCUUUUUGA